AUGCUCCCAAUUUUGGUGCAAACGAUAGCAGUUGCUUUGCUAGCUACUCUGUCCUUCGCAGACGUGGACCCUAUCAAAGACCUAGCGGUCUACAACAAGGGAUUUCUCGGCCAGUUUCCUUCUCAGACCUUCAAAUCUUCAGAUGCUGUCGCCCCAGUCUUUCAGAUUAACGUCUUUCAGCCCAGUCUCGUCGAUAGUUCUGGUUUUCUCUUCCUCACAUUGAAACAUGGAGACAAAUCGGGACCUGCCAUAUUUUCAAGCAAAGACUUAAGCCUUGUGUAUGCCGACAUCAAGUACGAACAGACUUUCGAUGCCCGUGCACAGGUGAGAAAUGGAGGAAAGUAUCUCACCUUCAUCGAAGGUGGCCGCUGCCACGCUUUUGAUGCCAAUUAUCAACUGAAAUGGUCAGUUUCAGUCCGGGACUUGGGAGCUGUCGAGGCGGACAUCCACGAUUUCGAUUUCACCACCCAGGGAACUGCUCUUUUGACUGCGUACCAGGAUGUCAGGUACAACUUGACUGUUCUUGGAGGAGACAUAGAUGGCUGGCUGAGUGAUUCCAUUUUCCAAGAGGUUGAUCUUGAUACGGACCGAGUCUUCAAUGUGUGGAGAUCAUUUACACACGUCAACUUGACUGAUACCAUGAUUAAUUACGACCCAGAAAAGACCUACAUGGGCGGGCAUGGCUUCGACUGGUUUCAUAUAGACAGCGUUUUCAAGACCUCGAAGAAUCAUUAUCUUGUCUCAUCAAGAGGAUUGUCGGCAAUUAUCCUUCUCCAUGCUGACACAUUAGAUCCACGAUGGAUUCUCGGAGGGAAACACAAUCAGUUCAAAGACCUCAGUGGCGGCAACGCAACCAACUUCUCCAAUCAAUAUAACGCAAGGUUCGUUCAGGGUAACGAGAGCCGAUUAAGCUUCUUUGACAACCAAGUCACUGAAAGCGGAAUGUGCAAUGUCGAAAAUUGUUCCCGGGGUGUUGUUGUGGAACUCGAUUAUGAAAAAAUGACAGUUCGGCUUUUACAUGAGUUUUAUCAUCCCCAGAAAAUAUCAUCGGGUUCAGGAGGUAGUGUCCAGGGUUUAGACAAUGGAAACUUUCUUGUCGGCUGGGGCGCAAACCCGGGCAUCACUGAACAUUCAUCCAGCGGGACGGUCGUGAUGGACAUUCAACAAGGGGUGAUCCCCCACAUGUCCGAAACCGACUCAGACACCGAUAUGUCCGUUUAUCGUGCCUGGAAGAUGGAUUGGAUUGGCCGGCCCCCAUGGGGUCCUUCUAUCGCUUCGUCAGCUCCUGGGGAAGAUACAUCAAAUGCUACCGUUUAUGUGUCUUGGAAUGGCGAUACCCAAGUUCACAGAUGGGAGUUGUACGCAGUCGAAGAUGAGACAAACGUCACUUCUACUCCCAGACUUCUUGCAAACUCGUCCCGUUCUGGGUUUGAAACGGAAAUCCAUCUCGAAGGGCUAGGACUACCGCCUCCUAGAUCUGCUCGAGCGGUUGGCGUCAGUAAAAGCGGUAAGAUCCUCGGUUCGACAGCUACAGUUGACCUUGUAAGCGGCGAACUUCGCGGCAACAGGAGUAGUGUCUGGAUCUUGACGCCGCAGCCUUCCGAUGAGGAGCCAAGCUACCAUCAUCCUGAUGGCAAAAAGAAGGCGGAUGACGACGAGGAAGAUACUGCAUCUGAGACAAAGCCCUCCGUGAGCUCGUUAUUCGCUCUUCUACUCGCUAUUGCCUUUAUAUCUUCCUAA
Messenger RNA from Fusarium poae, 1740 nucleotides. RefSeq lists its product as uncharacterized. Lineage: Eukaryota; Fungi; Ascomycota; Sordariomycetes; Hypocreales; Nectriaceae. The transcript has 3 exons. The record is from RefSeq and is a predicted model, not a curated record. The coding region runs from base 1 to 1740 and encodes 579 amino acids.